Messenger RNA from Fulvia fulva, 1866 nucleotides. RefSeq lists its product as uncharacterized. The transcript has 4 exons. Gene Ontology annotation, molecular function: metal ion binding. Bases 1 to 1866 code for a protein of 621 amino acids. NCBI's taxonomy places the organism in Eukaryota, Fungi, Ascomycota, Dothideomycetes, Mycosphaerellales, Mycosphaerellaceae. The record is from RefSeq and is a predicted model, not a curated record.
AUGCCUAGCGACAGGGAGCUCGAUCAGGCAGCUACUGAUCUGCAGCGCUUUCGUGUCUCACAAGAGCAACAGACCAAGAGCCAGGAUGAUAUUUUGCAGCAAUAUCAAACUUUGAUUCAAGAUUACCGCCGCCUACAAGCCGAUUACGAUGAAGCGCGAGACUCUCGCGACAACUACAAGCGACUGAGCAAAGGCGCCGAACGUAACCCUUUCGCCCUCGUGCUCAUCGACGGAGAUGGCUACAUCUUCGAUGACCACCUAGUUGGUGGCGGGGUAGAAGGUGGUUCAAAAGCUGCACAAUUGCUCAAUGAUGCUGUAAAGCGCAGCCUGGCGGCGAAAGGUCUCGAAGACUGUCGUAUCAUGGUCAGGGUCUACGCCGAUUUGGUCGCGCUCAGCAAAGCAGUCUCGAAAGUCAAGCUGUGUGGCGCGGAGAAGCGUGCUCUAGCACCUUUCGCUGCAAGCUUCACGAGGACAAACGAAUUAUUCGACUUUGUCGAUGCUGGCGAACUGAAGGAGAAUACCGACUUCAAGCUCAGAGCGCUUCUUCGACAGUUCAUUGACAACACACAAUGCCGCCAUAUCUACUUCGCCGGUUGCCACGAUGUGGGAUAUGUAAGUGACAAUUUCGCCAUGCAACGCCUUGCCGUGUCAUGGUUUCCCCUCACAAUGGACACAGCCCGGCCUAAGCAGCCACUGACAACUACACAGGUCAGCGAACUCAUGCCGCACGUAAACCAGCGAGAUCGAAUCACACUUGUUCAUAACCAUGCUUUCCAACAAGAGUUUCAAAAGCUUGGACUUCCAACUGAACAUCUACUGCCGAACGUCUUCAGGACGACACCAUUAGGAGAGCAGUCCAGCACCAAGCCCACGCCCCUUCAAGCUUCGAAUGGAGCUACACCAUCCGACAGUGCACCUAUCUGCUUCUUCUUUCAAAAGGGCCGGUGCACUUACGGCUCAGGCUGCAAAAACCGCCACGUGAAAGCGGCCAUCGAUGACAUCAAAGACUGGCGACAAAAGUCUUCAACCCCACAUGCUGCGCGACCAGUCGGCAAAUCUGAUCACGACUCGAUGGGCAGCAGACCAGACUCGAGACGAUCCAUGACCCAAGAGUUCGACCAAGUCCAACGUCGUUGGAACGAUUCGCCGCAUGGUAAUGGGCAUGCUCGAACCCAGUCAUUCGAGGCCGAGUUCGAAGCAUUGCCACGCCCAGAGGAGAUCCCUCGAAACAAGAUCGCCAUCAACAGGCACUCAAAACGUCUUGACCCUUACAUGUCAACCACCCCAGAAGAACGUGCCGCUUUCUUAGCUUAUGUGGCAAAGGGCAAGCUCUGCAACAACCUUCACCUUACAGGCCGCUGUCCAAAUCCACAAGACUGCAAAUACGACCAUUGUCCUAUCGACGAGGUCACAAGAAAGUGCCUACGGGCGUUCGCUUUCAAUACACCAUGCGACAAGAACCAGUAUGGGAGCUGCCGAAACGUGGAUUGCAAUCACGGCCAUGUUUGCCAGCGAAGUGACUGCAGAUUCCGAGGCGGGAAAUCAAACUGUCGAUUUCCAUCCGAAGUACAUACAAUCGACUAUCACGCCACAGACUUUGUGGACGGGUUGCAAGAGGAACAUGGAGACCUUAUGGCCUUUUCAGGGUCGUACUCCACGACUCCAAGUACUCGCAGCGACUACGGAUCAGGGUACGCAAAUGGCAAGGCAGUUAAGAGUCUCGAGACUGAGGCACACGAUGAUAUCGACGUAUUGGUGGAUACCGUGAGAACCGGUCCUACGCAAGAAGCUUUACGAUAUGCAGGAUCAAACGAAGAACAGGAUCAGGAACCCGACGAUACUCCCACGUGGGACGGGCGAUGGUAA